Messenger RNA from Staurois parvus, 585 nucleotides. The record is from the annotation of a GenBank genome assembly. NCBI's taxonomy places the organism in Eukaryota, Metazoa, Chordata, Amphibia, Anura, Ranidae.
CAGCUCUAUUGUGAAGAAGAACCUGCUCCUUGGUCCUACCUGUUCCUCGGUCCAGUGGUGUCCUGCAUUCACCAGCCAUCUUUUCUCCCUGGCACCGGCAUCUUGAGUGUGGGCACCCGGCUGUGCAUCCACAAGCUGUGCUCACUGUGCAUGCGCUUUGUCUGCAGUCUCUGGUCAUCUCCUGUAAUACGUCCGCAGUCUCUGGUCAUCUCCUGUACUAUGUCCGCAGUCUCUAAUCAUCUCCUGUACUGUGUCCCACAGUCUCUGGUCAGCUCCUGUAGUAUGUCCGCAGUCUCUGGUCAUCUCCUGUACUAUGUCCGCAGUCUCUGGUCAUCUCCUAUAGUAUGUCCGCAGUCCCUGGUCAUCUCCUGUACUAUGUCCGCAGUCUCUGGUCAUCUCCCGUACUAUGUACGCAGUCUCUGGCCAUCUCCCAUACUAUGUCCGCAGUCUCUGGCCAUCUCCCAUACUGUGUCCGCAGUCUCUGCUCAUCUCCCGUACUAUGUCCGCAGUCUCUGGUCAUCUCCUGUACUAUGUCCGCAGUCUCUUGUCAUCUCCUGUACUAUGUCCGCAGUCUCUUGUCAUCUC